Molecule: messenger RNA, 1960 nt
Organism: Erigeron canadensis
Lineage: Eukaryota; Viridiplantae; Streptophyta; Magnoliopsida; Asterales; Asteraceae
Exons: 6
Coding region: 214-1686 (490 amino acids)
Biological process (GO): negative regulation of DNA-templated transcription; shoot system development; negative regulation of flower development
Source: RefSeq, a predicted model, not a curated record
CCAAAGUGCUAAUUCUCUCACCAAAAAAUUUCCAAAUAUAUAUCUCUCCCUCAAAGUUCAAAACUUUUGAGCUAAAGAUUCAUCCAUCAAUCAAGAUCUUAAUGGGUUUUUAGUCUUACUUGAUUCUUGACAAAACCCAUCAGGGAUUUAUCAUAUCUACCCAGAAAUGAGCAAAUCAGCUUAUCCGUGUAAUUUCUAAUCUGCUUGCUAUCAAUGGAGAUUGAUCUAUUCGUAGAAGACUGUACUGAACCAGGCGAAUUCGUGAAUUUUUCAAUUCGGCACUGUUUUGUUUCUGAACACAGUGAGUAUGUUUCUGAAAUGCGGAAUAAAGAUCCAAUGAAAUGUUGGCCCUUUCAAUCGUUGGCUGAUCCUAAUGACCACAAACUUUUCUUACCAAAUCAAAAUUCAGAGUCUACCUCUUUGUCUACUCAAUUCUUUCCCGAAAAGAUUUGCGAUUCAGAUGAUACGCCAGAACAUAAUGAGGCUGCUAAUUCCCCAGAAGUUGACAUUUUAAGUGGAAAGGAGGAUCAACCACUGGCUGCAAUUGAUAUGAUUAGGUCUCUUCAAAGCGAUAAUAAGGUGGGGAUAGAUAUAUAUGAUGAGUCAUCAGGUCAGACUUGUAGCACGGUGACUAAUAGCAGACAUAAAAAUAGUGUCGACGAAGAUGCUAAAUUUGGGAGUAGUGUGGCUUCUGAUAACAUUGGACUAGAAUCAAGAAGGAAACCUCGAAGAUAUAGGUUGUUGUCAGAUAUAUAUAGGGACCCUGCAAGCAAAAUGGGUCCACGAUGUGACAUUACAAAUCAUAUCAACGUAAAUCACAAAUUCGUUGCAGAAACUGAAGAUGAGAUGGAUAAUGAUGUCACCUUGUAUGAGCUUGUCAGAAAACAAAAGGGUGUCCAAGUUACUGAUCCAACAGUAAAAAAGAAGAGGAGAAGGGUCAGGGUUGAGGAACCAAGAGUCGAUCAGGGAAAAAAGUUAAAGCGUAAAUUCAGAGACACCUCAGUAAGUGAUUUGGAAAUUGGUCCUGAAAGUCACGUAAGUAAAAAGACUAUAAUUGAUGACACGGAAUCAAAAACCAUGGCAAAGAGCAGUACGGUUAAAGCAUUGACCCAAACUACAAUCAUACCAAAGAAUGAGGGUGAUACAUCAUGCCUAGGAAGUAAGGAGAAUGCCUUCCUGAAGCAGAAGGAUGGUCACUUACCCUGCCCUCAGAAAGCUAACAUAAGGGAGACUACAGAAUCCCCAAAUGAGGAUUUUGAAAUGGAAGCUGUGAUGCUCUUGGCUUACCACUUUAAAAAGGAGAAUUCUUCAGCCAAUGGUCAGGUCUUACAUGAGAUUGAGACAAACACAACUUGUGCCCGUGUUCACAAAAACAUCCAAGAACAUUCAACUCCAUCAGUUAAAAAAUCCAUCAUGAAAACAUCAUCAGUGCUCUCUGCUGACAAACAGAAGACGUUUAUUAAAGAAAAGCUAGAAGAUGUGUUUUGUUCGGUUCAGAUGAAGGAUCACUCCAAAGGUACCACUGCUAGCGUUCUUCAAGCUCACAUAGAAACCUGCAUGAUGAAGGCUGCUGCAAUAGCUCGAGAUGCACAAAACUGUUCGGUUCUUCUAUGCUCCGUUAAUAGAAAUCCAGCUGAUUUCAGCAUCCCGAAUGCUAGAAAUAAGUUUAUGAGAGGUUGCAAGUAGGUUAAACUGUAGAUAGUUUUUUACAAAUGUUCCAAUCAAUUAAACGGCUAUCUGCAAAUGGUUUUCUUGGUUUGCAAUUUAGGACCAUCGUGGUACUUUCUUCAUAGUAAAGUCUAAAGAACAAAAGAACCAUAAAUUUUAGGACCGGGUAUUCCGGGUAAGCAUCUGAUGAAACAGAAGAACCAAUAUAUUUGUGAAAACAUAGACAAAUCAUGGUGUUGAGUCCAAGAUUGUCAUAUAUGAUUAGUUUAAAUAAGAAAAUUUCUCUCACGUA